AGUGCAGUGGAGACGGGGACGGUUCAGGGUGGGGAUAGAGCGGCACCCGAUGUAGAGCAGUAGAGUCGGAGCCUGGACGGGGAUAGAGAGGCUCUUGGCGGACCUGGUUGGGGCAUCAUGUCUUAUGCCUAUCUCUUCAAAUACAUCAUCAUCGGGGACACCGGUGUCGGGAAAUCCUGUCUCCUGCUGCAGUUCACCGACAAGCGCUUCCAGCCCGUCCACGACCUGACCAUCGGUGUGGAGUUUGGGGCUCGGAUGAUCAACAUUGACAGCAAACAGAUCAAGCUGCAGAUCUGGGACACGGCUGGGCAGGAGUCUUUCCGUUCUAUUACCCGCUCCUACUACCGUGGUGCAGCUGGAGCGCUGCUGGUCUAUGACAUCACCAGGCGGGAGACCUUUAACCACCUGACCUCGUGGCUGGAGGACGCUCGGCAACAUUCCAGCUCCAACAUGGUCAUCAUGCUUAUCGGCAACAAGAGUGACCUGGAGUCCCGGCGGGAUGUGCAGAAAGCAGAGGGAGAGGCCUUCGCGCGGGAACACGGGCUGGUCUUCAUGGAGACCUCGGCCAAGACGUCCACCAACGUCGAGGAGGCCUUCAUUGACACAGCCAAGGAAAUCUACAGGAAGAUCCAGCAGGGGCUCUUUGACGUCAACAACGAGGCGAAUGGCAUCAAGAUCGGGCCCCAGCAGCCAUCGGGGGCAGCUCCUGGCGCCGGCUCUCGCCACAGCCCCCAGGGCUCAGGAGACAGCUCGGGCUGCUGUUGAGCCCCGCGUUGAUGCCAGUGCCCCUGGAGUGGGGGGGUCACCCUCUGCUCCCCUGGGGCUGAGACCAGCCCGCCCCAGUCCUGGGUGGGGAAGGUGGCUCCCUGGCUGAGCCGUGGAGGUGGGAGGGGGCUCAUGACUCCUGUCCCGACCCCAUGGAGGGGAACAGGUGUCCCCUGACGCACACCUGGGGGGUGGUUAAAGACCCUGCCCAUGGUUUCACACCCCCGAACAUUCCUUCUUGUAAGUUUGGGGGGGGGGGGGCAGAGCCUGGUCUGGAGUCUCCCCCCAUCAGUGCCUUCUCGCUUCAGCUGCAUCUCUUGUUUCCCGGGCCCUGGUGAGGCCCCCGCUUCCCUGGGGCUUGUGAGACCCAACUGGGGGCCCCCCACCCUGUUUGUGUGUUCCUGGCCAGGUGCCCAGCCCCCACUCCUCAGCCUGUAUCGGCUUUUAUCGUGUACUCCCUCUCUGUGGCUCGUCUUAUUAAACAUGUGCAUGUCUGUAACCCA
Emys orbicularis (European pond turtle) is the source of this 1268-nucleotide messenger RNA. It is a transcript of the gene RAB2B, whose product is annotated as RAB2B, member RAS oncogene family. Gene Ontology annotation, cellular component: Golgi apparatus. NCBI's taxonomy places the organism in Eukaryota, Metazoa, Chordata, Testudines, Emydidae. The transcript has 8 exons. Gene Ontology annotation, molecular function: GTPase activity; GTP binding. Bases 118 to 765 code for a protein of 215 amino acids. The record is from RefSeq and is a predicted model, not a curated record. Gene Ontology annotation, biological process: positive regulation of exocytosis; vesicle-mediated transport.